Molecule: messenger RNA, 1805 nt
Organism: [Torrubiella] hemipterigena
Lineage: Eukaryota; Fungi; Ascomycota; Sordariomycetes; Hypocreales; Clavicipitaceae
Source: the annotation of a GenBank genome assembly
GGGCAGCGCACAGGCGGCCUGGGAGACGUGUUGGCGCAGCAUUUCGAUAUCCACAUUUUCGACUUACACGAUGGCGGCGCACAGCGAGCUCCCGAUGGAGCGUCCGACAGAGGCAGAUGAGAAGCAGCAGCUAGUCGAUCUCGACAAACUAGGGCGUCAGCGACCAGAAAUAUUCUCUUCGACAGCGAAAGAAGUCGCUUUUGUAAUAUCUAUGCUCGGCGCACUCACUAUGGCUGACUUUGUUAUUGGAGGCUUCCAAGUCGUCCUCCCUUUCCUCGUCGGACCACUCGAAAUAUCUCCCGAAACACAAACAUGGCCCGUCUCGGUCUUGACGCUCGUCGCUGGCGCAACACUCUUCCCUCUCGGCCGCGUGACAGACAUGUACGGCGGCUACUUGGUAUUCCACGGUGGUCUGUUAUGGUUUACACUCUGGACUAUCCUCGGAGGAUUUUCGCAAAACUUCACAAUGUUGGUUAUAUCCCGCGCCAUGGAGGGAUUAGGCGCUGCGGCAUUUCUCCCAGCUGGUAUUUCUCUAUUGGGGAGAAUAUAUCGCCCUGGACCACGAAAGAACCUAGUUUUUAGCCUCUACGGUGCCAUUGCGCCGCUAGGGUUUUGGGUCGGUCUUAUUUUCGGUGGUAUGGCUGAGGACCUUCUCGAAUGGAGGUGGUUCUUUUGGCUCGGUGGUAUCAUGUCUGGCCUCUUUUGUGUCGGAUCUCUAUUAACAUCGCCCAAAGAUUACAUUGAAACUCGACGAAUGGGUGUCAAAAUGGAUUGGUGGGGAACAUGCACAAUGGUCCCAGGCUUGCUCCUCUUUGUAUAUGCAAUUACGGGCAGCUCGGAGGCGGCAAACGGCUGGGCCACACCACAGAUUAUCGUCACCCUUUCGUUGGGGCUCAUCUUCUUGGCCGCUGCAGUCUACGUGGAAGGUUGGGUAGCUGAAGCCCCUCUGAUCCCAGCGGAUAUUUUCCGGGUCAAGUAUAUGAAGCGGAUGCUCGUUUGUCUCUUCAUCUCUUGGGGCGUCUUUUCCAUUUACCUCUAUUAUUCUAACUUCUAUAUUACCAAAAUUUUACAUAAAUCGGCACUUACAACAGCGUUUUGGUUCGCUCCAUGGGCAGCGGGUGGCUUAGUCCUCGCUACGAUGAGCGGAUUCAUUUUGCACAUUCUUCCUGGUCGAAUCCUCCUCAUAAUGACAGCAACUUGCAAGAUUCUUGCCGUCCUGUUCUUUGCUUUGAUGCCGGAGAAUCCUACCUACUGGGCCUGGGUCUUUCCAGCUAUGCUCGCAGAGGCAGCGUGCACCGACGUUUUGUGGACUGUCAGCAACGUCUUCCUCACCACAAGCCUGCCCGCUCAUAGGCAGGGCCUUGCUGGGGCUUUGAUUAGCGUGUCACUAUUCCUAGGAGGAGCCUUCUUCCUUGCGAUAGCAGAUGUUGCCAAGGGCGCUUUCGCUAGUGCCGGCAUGGAUCUCAAGACGCAGUACAGGAAUCUCUUCUGGCUUGGCGUUGGCUUUGCUGCGGUGGCCUUUGUUGUCUGCUUCUUUAUAAAGAUUGGAAGGGCAGAUUGCUCCUCUCCAGCGGACAGAGUGGACGACGUGGAAGUCAAGGAGCCUGAUUCAGACUCUGAUGCCUCGUCCAAGUUGUCUAGUUCGCCUAGCGGACGUAGCGUGACCGACAGCGAAGCUGAAGCGAACUCAAUUAUGCAGGGAGAAAACGGUGUUAUAGGUUUGGGAAUCACAAAUCCUCGGGCAAAAUAGCCGGAAGUACUUAUUUUGUAUAUGCGAUAAAUUUACCAUUUUAUGAUAUUUCUUC